AUGGCAACCGCCCGAGCUGCUGCCCCCGCGACUCUCCUGCUGCUGCUGCUCGCAACCCUGCUGCCCGUACAGUCGGCGCCCGGUAGCAUCGAUGGGCGCGUGGUUGGCGGCGUGGAUGCCACCAAAAAUCAGUUCCCGCACCAGAUCUCUUUGAGGAAUAAUAACUCCCAUAGCUGUGGCGGUUCGAUCGUGUCAAGGAACUUCAUCCUGACCGCCGCCCACUGUGUGACCAAUGAGGAUGCCAACGGACAGUUUGUGGCCGUUGCCGCGAAUCGGCUAACCGUUCGCUCGGGCAGCAACGAUCGCUUCAGCGGCGGAGUGCUCAGCCAGGUGGUUGAGGUGAUCUUCCACGAGGGCUUUGCCAAUCUUCGUAAUGAUAUUGCCCUGCUGCGUCUCGCGGAGCCACUGAUCUACUCGGCCAGCAUCCAACCGAUUUCUCUGCCCACGGAGGACACUCCGGCGGACGUGGACGUCAUCAUUUCUGGCUGGGGCAGGCUCUGGCACCAGGGUGAUCCGGCGCGCUAUCUGCAGUACAACACGCUCAAGUCGCUGUCCCUCGAGGCGUGCGACGAACUAAUCGGCUGGGGUAUCCCCGGUGAGCUGUGCCUCAUCCAUGCGGCCAACAACGGUGCCUGCAAUGGCGACUCCGGUGGCCCGGCCAUGUACAACGGCCAGGUGGUGGGCAUUGCUGGCUUUGUGUGGUCCGCCUGCGGAACAAGCUAUCCGGAUGGAUACACUAGGGUGCACUACUUCAACGACUGGAUUAGGGCAAACUCGGAUGUUCAGUAAAGAGAUGAGGAGGAAGCACGAUAUUUCAUUGAAUAAACGUUGAGGAAAUCGA
Messenger RNA from Drosophila kikkawai, 841 nucleotides. RefSeq names its product serine protease SP24D-like. The record is from RefSeq and is a predicted model, not a curated record. NCBI's taxonomy places the organism in Eukaryota, Metazoa, Arthropoda, Insecta, Diptera, Drosophilidae. Gene Ontology annotation, molecular function: serine-type endopeptidase activity. Gene Ontology annotation, biological process: proteolysis.